This is a messenger RNA of Xyrichtys novacula (pearly razorfish), 10742 nucleotides long. The record is from the annotation of a GenBank genome assembly. NCBI's taxonomy places the organism in Eukaryota, Metazoa, Chordata, Actinopteri, Labriformes, Labridae.
GAACCACGUGGUGUGAAAGCAGACUGCAGCUUCUUUUGUUCAAAUCAAUCAAACCGGAGACACCGGGACCAGAGCUGCUGCUGAAUCAGGAAAUCACCGGUAUAUCUCUUUAUCCUCUCUUUGCGCUAAUUACCGACGACUUUUUAAAGAAGGUACGAGUCGCAUAGGUACGCUUCGGGUGUCAAAUAAAGAUGAUUUUGAAAAAGUUUUAGUUGUAGCAUCUUUUCGGGUAACGUCAGUGUGUCUUUAUUUAGAGUGCUUGUUAGCUUACAGUAGCGAGGUUACGUUAGCUAAAUGAAUCCUUUCAGUCCGCUUUAUUUAACUGUCUAGUUUCAGACUGGGUUGAAAAUACUUCACCUUAUGUGAGGAUAAAGCAAACUUUGCGUCGGUCUUGUGUUGCAGCUAACUGUGUGACUUCCCAUACGAAGCGUUAGCAUGCCAGCUAGCCAUUAUGUGAACAAAGAGCGACAGUGGUGAGCUGCUUAGCCUAAUGAAGCUAGCCUCUAGCUGCUGCUACACGGACGCUGGUGUUCUGUCGAAUUGUGUUGCUUUAUCGAAAACGGCACAGCUGCGCGAAUCGACAACAGUAGCAAUUAACUCGCAUAUUUAACCUCUAAUUUUAAUUUAACCUCUGUUUACUGUUGGGAUAAGACGACAUUGUUUCUUUAUUCUUAUUCAAAACGUUUCAGGUUUGUGGAGAAUCAUAUUCUAAUAGGCUAAUAUCCUGUGUCUAUUAAUGCAUUUCGUGCCGAAUCGAUUUAUACCACACCGCUGCUUCAUCCAUUGACACUAUAUUUUUAUGGGGACUAUGUUUCAUGCUCUAUCUCAAAGUCAUUGCUCAAGACUUUGGUAGAAAAGUAUUUCAAAAGGCUUGGAUUUUCCAACAAAUCUCUCAGACAAGUGGUAGGUUUGUGGUUCUGGGCAUGCGUAGAGCCGUGAGGAGCACAUAUUGCAAAGAAACAUAAUUUGACAAAACACCUCUUCAUGCGUUAGUUUCAUUUCUUUUUUUGGUUCCUUACGUGUUAUUCCGCUUCAUUUUAAUGAGACAGCUAUGUCAGAAGAUUACUUGAGAAAACGAGGGCGAAAUGUGUAAUUCUAACGCUUAUAGCUCGACGGUAAAUGUAUAAAUGGCUACUUGACGAUGUAAAGUAAACUUAUCACAAUGUUAGCUGAUCUAAAGCCACAUUCAGCUCUGUAGUAGUAGUAGUUGUGUUUUUACAAGCAGGAAAAACGGUCUUUUAAUGUUGUUUUUAACUGUUUAUUUACUUUUAGUGUGACGUUAACAAAAUAAUAUAGUAAAAUUCGAGUUACGUUGAAAUAUAUACUAUAAAUUGUUUAUUUUUCCAUACUUAAGUUACAUGGAGCACUUUUUUGAAACAUGAUUUCCCCCCUAAUAUUUCACACUGAUCAUGUUUUUGAAUUCUUUUGUCAGUCAUCUUACUUUAUAAUAGAUAUGUAACCCUGUAACAGUAAGUCCAAUCUUGCUUUUCUUAUCUCCUUGUUUAUAGUUAUCGGUGAUGUUUCUCCCAGUGUGGCUUUAUUAAUUUCAUUUUUAUGACUCAAGCUCAUGACCACGUCUAUUAGCCUCCUUUUAUUUUGUUGAAACCCUUUUGAGUCAUCGCAAGAGAGUAAAAAUACCAGUUUCUGCAUGUCUGCCCAACCUUGAUCUAAAGCCUGUGUAAAUUCCCCUCAAACACUCUUGUUGCUCAGACUGAUUACUCCCUCUUUCCCUCAAAAACAGCUUCUGUUUGUAAAAUGCCACGUAAGAAGGUGACCGACAUCUCAGGGAAUGGUGGGGUGAAGAAGAAGAGGCCUAGCAAUAAAAGGAAAGAAAGAGACUUCAGCAGCGACGAUGAGUUUGACUUUGAGCAGGAGAAUAACAAGAAACCAGGAAAACCCUCCACCAAGUCUGGACUCCAGCCGGUUACUGUGGCAGACGACAUCAAGGAGAAAAUAGUAGGUUUGGUGUUAUACUAUGAUCUUUUGCCAUAAUUAUGUAUAUGAUAUGGCUUUCUGAGCCUAUAAAUGAUGGAGGAAAACAAGAGACAAACACUCGGUCCUUACAAGAAUCUCAUGAUUGAGAUUAAUACAAAGUCACAAAACUGAGCUAAAACCUCAAACCAAAGACUUCCAGCCGGCAAAUCAGCUGUGCGCACUUUUGUGUAUCUUAGAUAGUUGGUUUAGUUUUGUUUUCUCCUCAUGAAGGACAGUCUGACCUUUAACAUGGAAUUUCUCAGCAUAUUAGUAUCUGAUUUCUGAUAAAAGGAAGUACUUUCAAUAGUUCUCCCCCUUAUUCUAGAUGCAUAUUUCUAUCCUAACAGAUGGGUUUUAAAAAAAGAUUGUUACGUAAAGUACGCCAAGUUAAAAAGGAGAAAAAUACAUGUCCACAAUCCUGAUAGUCAAGAUAACAAAAGUCUGUAUUCCAGAUUAUUAGUUUUUUUUUGAAUAGGAGCUUUUUAUGUCAUGUAAAUCAUAUUUUCUUUUCUACAGAAACUUGAUUGUCCAAAGGCUAAAGGACAGAUGCUCAUUUUUGGAGCAACCAACUGGGAUUUGAUUGGAAGAAAAGAGGUGCCAAAACAACAAGGUACAAUAUUUCUGUUUCUUAUGCGCUGGGUCAGGUUUAUCGUUGUGUAAACUUUUAUUUACAUUUCAGAAAUGGUGGUGGAAAUCAUUGCUUUGGACCACCAGCCCAUCUCUGGGGCAGAAAAGAUAAAUGUUGGCUGUCUUUUUGAGUGUUUGGAUCCAUGAUAAUGACUCAUUACUACACCUCCAUCCUUGCCGUUGUAACUUGCUGAUGGCUGCAGUGUUUCAUUGGUUGAGAUAGGAUGAGAGUGGGAUUUGUACUAGAUGGUACUCAAGGUGCUUUGUAGGUAGCAAAGAGUUGUCCGGACUGCGCUAUUUCAAUAAAGAUUUAUAAACCUUACUGUAGCUGCACAUUUAAGAUCAUGAUAACAUACACGGGGAUUUGAAACAAAGUGACUGCUGUUAGUUUUACAACCAUACUCAGUGUUUCCCCCUCCCCCAGGAUGGAAAUCUAUCCACGGUGGCGUGUGAUUUGGGAGUUGGGGGGUGUUUGUGAGUGAUUAAUCAGUUGUGUGAUCGCCUACGAUAGCUCACUAAUGAUGCUAAUACCCGAUGCCGCAUAUACUGAUACAUAUGAGUCUGAGGUAGACCCAAGUGAGAAAAAAAUGAAUUUCUUUUAGGUGGGAUGGCUUUUAUUUAGACAUGGCGGUGCGACACGAUCAAUUUGCAUGUAGGGGAAACCCUAAAUGGAAUAAGCUGGAAACAUCUUCUGAUUAAUCUGUUUACUCUAGUUAUUGUUGUAAACAAACAAAACAAGCUCUAUUAUUCAGGCAAAUACAAGUAUAGGACUGAGACUUGGUAUAGGCAGAUUGUCAAUAUUAGAAAAUCAAAUCAGGGUUUAGAGCCUUAAAAAAUAAUCAGGACAUCCGUAUGCAUUGGAGUUAAUUGUUGGUAAAUGCUGAGUGUUGUCGUCACUGUCAGUCAUCAUCAAUGUGAGUUUGUCGCUUUUACAAAACUAACUAUUUAUCAUAAUAUUCUGCAGCUGCAGAAUUACAAAGCAAAAGAAAGAACCGUUGUUGAAAAAGGGACUGAAAGUCAAACAAAAAAAAGUAUUUCUACAUUUCCAUCAUUAUAUAAAUUACAGAGCCAAAACACAAAGAGCUUAUUAGAGAGCUUUAGAUCUGUAGGUACUAUUAAUGACGAACUUUGAACAAGGCUGAGCUUAUUCUUAUCCUUUACUUCUGGUUUUUGUUCCUAAAUAACUCAAAUUCAGUCAAAUGUCACAUAAUGAACACACACAAGAGGCUGAAAUUAACAAAAGCAAUAACAAAGAAACAUCUCAUGGGGGCUUAACAUGAGCUUAUCCACAGAAAUUGUGUUGAAAGUCCACUGUUGGCCAACAUUUGCAUCUAGCAUUUACACUUAGAUAACCUACACUGUCUUAAUUCACAAAAUAAAAUUUCAAUAUACCUUUCUUUUUUUAAAACUUUUCAUCCUGUAUAGAUUCAGCUUUGCUCAUGGUAAUGAGAAGGUUCCAGAUCCAGACAGGAUCAAUAAAAGAUUGAUCAAGUUUGAAAACGUCUGCAGCAGAAAAUGAAAGCAGACCAUAUGUACGGUGUCUCUUUGUUUGAGAUAUAAAGACCACAUAUGUGUUAAAACCAGCGAGCUUCCAUUAAUUUAUACUGACAGUAAUUUCUAUUCAUAUGUAUGCAUGUUCUGAGCAGCCCCCCCUGCAGCAGCCCGCUGCCUGAGGCGGUCUGUGCUGCGUUCAAUCCCUGCCUCACUCCUCUGGUACUCGCUGAUAACUCUGCUUUGUUGGGAUUGAAGGGGGAGGUUGGGGGUGUCAGCAGGAGCAGCUGCAUAGACAAAGAGCAUCCUUAGUUGAGCGAGAUGCUGCGUCGACCACAGCAUCAAAAGUGCAUUCAAAUAUUUCUUAUCAAGUAUAUGAAAAAGGUCAUUUCCAGCUCUAAUCAGUGACGUGCAUCAGCAUACAAAGACCCCACGAGAAUCAAAGGGGCUUUAUGUGUGGAACCUAGACCAGUGAGCUAAAGAGACACAACAGAAACAAACUCACGCACUCAUUACACAAUUUUUGACACUUUUAAAGGUCUUGCAUACAACAAAGUUAAAGUGUCAUAUUGGAAAAAAACAGAGAUUUUAAGGGAAAGUUGGAAUAAUUAAAGCUUUCAGUUUUUCAUAAAUAAAUGUUCUAUGCUUUUGUAGAAACAUGUCGGUACAAGAUGGCAGCCUUCUUGAAAGGUGACCUGCUUUUAUCCACAUACAAAAGGCUCAUUCUAAGUGAACAAAAACCAACCCAUUUUUACAUUCAGGUGAUGACACACUUAUUCAAAUCAUACUUCUAUUCCAUCUCUAUAGAGUCUGCUCUGCAUAAUGCUGCUUUAUACUAUAAACAGCACCUUUUAGAAAAAGCCAUUACUUGUCCCUUGAAGUGGAGGCUUAUAGUAGUUUUUGUUGGAGGUAACUCGAACAUGAGGAGGAGGAGGUGCAUUUGGACUAUUUUCGGCUCUGUAGCAACAUUUUGUGCUCUGCUGAGUAUUUGGGGCAGGCAUGAAUUUUAUGGGACUGAGUCAUCAUACAAAACUGAGUCAUCAUUAAUUUAAGGCCACAUUGUCCUGUCUUAAAAAGCUCAAAUUCAGCUGCAAAAAAAGAGCUGAAUGUAUCAUGUUAUCAUACUGGUAUUCACGGUUCUGAAAUACUUGGUUGUUUUUUUAUGGGAUGUUUUUGUAUGAGUGGUCAGGUUUUGAUGUGGAGUCGCUUUGUGUGUUUCCAGCUGCUUUCCGCAACUUGGGUCAGAAUCUGUGGGGUCCUCACCGCUACGGCUGUCUGAAUGAUGUCCAGGUGAGCUGUGUGGUGUCCGGUUCCUGUGCUGCUCACAGUCUGCUCAUGACCACCGAGGGCAAGCUGUGGAGCUGGGGUGAGUUUUUGUUUUUUGUGUGACGGUCGGGUCCAAUAGUUUUCCAUCUCUGAGCUCCUGUUUCCUGCUCCCUCAGGUCGUAAUGACAAAGGGCAGCUGGGUCACGGGGACACCAAACGUCUGGAGGCUCCAAAGCUGAUUGAAGCAUUAGCAGAUAAUGUGAUUGUCGCUGCAGCCUGUGGACGCAACCACACCCUGGCACUCACAGGUAGGCGGGUCUCUGAUAAAUGUCGUCAUCAUCCUCAUCAUUGCUAUUUAUCAUUGUCAGCUGACAUCUCUCUUCAUCCUCCCCCUCAGAGGACGGCACUGUUUACUCCUUUGGUGAGAACAAGCUGGGUCAGCUCGGACAAGGGAACCAGACUGAUGCCGUCCUCAGUCCAGCACCGGUGAGCCUCUAGAGAGACACUCUACAGAGCACAGAAGGCUUGUAGGAAUACACACAGUAACACUAACUUUCAUCAUUUCGCUUGUUUCUCUUCCUUUCAGAUCUCUUACAACGGUCAGCCUCUGGUGAAGGUGGCCUGUGGUGCUGAGUUCAGCAUGGUGGUGGACUGUAAAGGAAACCUGUACUCCUUUGGCUGCCCAGAGUACGGACAGCUGGGUACGCUCUCUAGCUUUAACGUUUCAGCUUUAUCUGAAGGGUGUUUAAGGAACUCGGGUCACACCAGAGUUGUUUGGUCCACUUUGAACAUACUGUGGUCAAACCAGUGAACUUUGGUCCGCUUGAAAAUGGGGGUCUUGGUUUGAUAAAGUGCUCUUUUCAGGGCUAGUAUACUUGGGGGAUUUAUUCAUCUCAAGUAAAGAACAGGUUGGACAGCUCACAAAUUUUCCUCGCUCCUCAUACUGAGCACCUUUUUGUCAAACGCAAUGAUUUUAUAAACACCGAAGCAAAAGCAGAAACCCCAAGACUGCAAACAAUCCUGGCAAUAACUGUUGUCCGGGUUGUUUCGCUCGUUUUAACAAAGUGCAUUGUGAAAGCAAACCAGAAUGCAUUAAAAAUGUAGCAAUGCUGCCCCUGAGGUCCCCUAACUAUCUUGUGAAAACAUUUUAAAAAAUCCCCCUACUCAGGACUCAAAGUUUAGUAGUUCUGCACUCCAUUAAAAGCUUCCCAGCCUGCAUUUAACACUUCCUCAGACUGGAUUACAUUAUUAAGUACAUUAUAGGUGGGGUCACUCUGGUUCCAGCCUUGUACAAAUAAAUGUAGUAACUCUGUCUUUGUCACCACAGGUCAUAACAGCGAUGGGAAGUUCAUUGCUCGUGCUCACCGCAUCGAGUUUGACUGUGAGCUCAUCCCUCGCCGUGUUGCCAUCUUUAUCGAGAAGUCCAAGGAUGGCCAGAUCACACCCGUCCCCAAUGUGGUGGUCCGAGACGUGUCCUGCGGAGCCAACCACACUGUGAGAGUUACUCCUGGAUCAGAUUAUCCAGCCGUCUGUUUAUCCGUUACUCUUGAGCCUAAUAAGUGUUCAUGUGUGUUCGCAGCUGGUUCUGGACUCUCAGAAGCGAGUGUUCAGUUGGGGUUUUGGAGGUUAUGGGCGUCUGGGCCACACGGAGCCGAAAGACGAGAUGGUUCCUCGACUCGUCAAGCUGUUUGACUUUGCCGGACGUGGAGCCAGCCAGAUCUGCGCCGGCUACCAGUGUUCGUUCGCUGUCAGUGAGAUGGGUAAGACUUCUGGAGACAAUGAGUAGGAACGAGAAAUGAAGUCAAAGUAACUUAGAAAGUAAACUCUGAGGGUCUGUGUUCCUUUGUGAAUCCCACAGAGAUGUUGUGUUUUUGCAGUUUAGCUUACUGAUGCAAAUUCAGCUGAUCGAUGAACUGUUUUUACUACCUUUCAAGUCAACCAAUCCAUGCAGCUAUUUUGCAGAUUUAACUAAAUGUAUGUCUUUGAUUUGCUCCAUACAAAGAUGUCCUUGUGUGAUUUUCUAAUCUGGCUCCAAACCAGUCUUGAUGAGCAGUCUUUGUCUGAGUUAGGGCUGUCCCGAUAUGAUUUUGAUAUCAGAUAUCGAUCCGAUAUCAGCAAAAAAACAAAUAUCUGAUUAUAUCGGCCUCCAUCUAAAAUCUCCGAUAUCAACAUUCCGAUACAAGCAAUCCAUUUCAGACUCCGCUCCAGCUCAUUUAUCUAGCAGCGCCCUGAUCCAGCAAGCUGAGCCCACAAAAUCACAAUAGUGUGUACUAAGGUACUAACAAAGUAGCAAGGAGUAGGAGUGAUGUUGGCCUUGAGGCAGUAUUUUUUGUCUUAAUUCCAAAAAAGACAAAUUUUGUGCCGAAGAUCAAUAUUGGUAUCAGCCAAUAUUGAAGGCUACAAUAUUGGUAUCGUAUCUAAGUCAAAAAGUUGUAUCAGGUCACCCCAAGUCUAAGUAUAUAAAGGUCAUUGUUUAAUCAGUUUGACAGAAUCUGAAGAACUGAAGUGUCUCCAUACUGUCGUGAAAAAGACAACUUUGAAACUAUGGAUGCUCCAGUGACUUUCAAAUCUAAGGAAGCAUUUCAUUCCCCCCAUAAAUACAAGUGGUAUUCCUAUUAUUACUAAUAAGUAAUAACCCCCGAAAAGACUGGAGGAGUUGUAAAGGAAAAAGUCCUACCUGGCCAAAAGAGUCUAAAGAAAGCAGGACUGAUGCCCAAUCAGAGACUGUGCUCCUGACUCUAAGGACCAGAGGCUCUGUGACAGCCAAUGUGCAUUUGGGCUUUGGUCUGAAAAUGUUUACAAAGAGAAAUAAUUAUCCUGAUGUCUGUUUCCGGUGGUUUUCUGACGAUUAGGCACCCAAAUGUACUAACACAGCAGCCAUAUCAAUAACACGCAGCAGGGAAAUUAUUAUUAUUAUUUUUUACAAAGUUCACUGAAGUGUCAUCCAGUUUUUACACAUUUUAGAAGUCUUCACACGCAGAAAUUUAGUGGAAGUGAUGUCAACACAUUAGCCCCAGUCUUUCAGAGUCAAUCCUUCAUGUGUGAUGUAAUAAAGAAACCUCAAAAUGUUGAAGAAAAGAAUCCUGGAGGGGCUGCUCUGUCAUUUUUUAGCUGCAGCUGUCUGAUCAGUGUUGUCUUUGCAGGAGGGCUGUUCUUCUGGGGGGUGACAAACCCUUCCAGGGAGUCCACCAUGUACCCCAAAGUGGUUCAGGAUCUGUGUGGCUGGAAGAUCCGCAGUCUGUCCUGUGGGUGAGUGUUCAUGUUAGUUUUUGUACCUCUCUUUGUAAGUGGUGAGUGGUUUAUGUUUUUGUUUUUUUUUUCUUUUUAAAUUCCCAUCUGUAGAUCUGCGAGUCUGGGUUUACUUGAUCUGGAGUUUGACAGUUUUUUUUCUUCUAUCUAACAGGAAGAGCAGCAUCAUUAUCGCUGCAGAUGAGAGUACGAUCAGCUGGGGACCCUCACCCACAUUUGGAGAGCUGGUAAGAUCCUCUGACAGCAAAAGAAGCUGUUAUAAUCGAGUUAAUCAAUCAGGGUUGAAUGUCAAAUCAUAAUUCCCCUGAAGUCCAUAGAUCCUAAUUUGAUGAUCAGCUUUUUAAUUCAGCAUAACUCUGUAAAGUCUAGACAUAAAAGACGAACGAUUUAAAAUUUGUUGUGUGGUAACUAAAGUAACAUGGUAAACGUUUAAUUCACUGUUUUGUGGUAGGGGGUGGGAGAAAAGAAAAAAAGGGUAGAGAAAAAGAUGAAAUUGUUAUAGAUUUAAGAUUGCAUUUGCAGCACUCAGCAGAGACAUAAAGAUGUAAGAUGUCUCACUCCUCAGCAGCUGAACUUUUGAAAUUGUUGCGCACACAGCAUGAAAACUUGCGCAGUUACCUCACUAAAGACCCAUUGACUAUUAAAUUUGACAGCUGCUUGUUUUGUUAAAGAUUUUUGUCAGCGAUGUAAUUGACGCCCCCGAUUGGAUCUAUCUCCUCAUUUGUCUUUUAGGGAUACGGAGACAACAAACCCAAAUCCUCCACCACCGCCCAGGAGGUCAAGACCUUGGAUGGCAUCUAUGUGGAGCAGGUAACGGAGACAUCUGAUAUUUAAGAAGAAGAACGUUUGUUUUUGUUGUGUUUCUACUUUUUCUGCACCAUGAGUGAAAAUCCAGUUUUCAUCAUCAGCUCAUAGAUCCACUCCAGCUAGAGUCUAACCGUGGUGUUUCUGUUCCUCCAGGUGGUGAUGGGAUACUCUCACUCUCUGGUCAUAGCCCGACAGGAAACUGAGCAGGAAAUAGAGAAACUGAAAAAGCUGCCUGAGUACAUCCCGCGAACAAUCUGAUCAGUCCUCCUGCUCGACACCUGAACCCCCUUCCUCUGGAGCAGAGACCAGCACUGCUCAGCAGGAACUUCAGGUGUGUUCAGUCUCUGCCAGAUUCGUUUGGCGGACCACAGGGAUGGCUGAGUUCAGGAAGAGGGGAGGGGCGGCAGGAUUUCUACACAUCUCAACUACCAGCAAACUGGCUCUACAUGAAUUUGGACCCUGAAAUCAGAUGAACAGGACUGGAGACGGAUGAUCCGGCUCCAUGAUCGAUCAACUCACCUUCACAUCUAACCUCGAGUGAACCUGCAACAGUUUGCUCCAAAGCACUUCACACCCAGCCAGAGUUGUGCUUCCCAAAAACCCUUUUUCUAUUUUGUGAUACAGCCAAACAUUCAUGUGUUUAUGUCUCUCGUUCUGUUGUCAGUGUUUCAGUAUUUGGAAAUGAUAAAAUGUUUGUCACAUUUACGGGUGCUACAUCAGGACCCUCUGUGUUUUCCCACUGAGGGCUUUUCAAAGACCAAUACUCCAUACCUGUGCCUUUUUCUACGUGUUCGUUCAGGAUAUGGAAGUCUCGUUUGUGUUGUUGGGAGGAUCAGCUGAUCUCUGUUAGUGUAUAUACGUCGGUGUGAGCAGGUGUGUGUGCGUGCAGCUGCCACAGAUUUACAAUCAGGAUUUGGAGCGUGAUGUUCUGAGUUUGUGCACUCCACCCAAUGUUACAUUCCUUUUGUUCUUCUUCUGUGUUUGCAUCUAGGAUGCUCACCUCAGUCCUUCCGAGAACGCCACGUCUGCAAGCUCUUUGUCUUCUUUUUUUUUUUUCUUUCUUUUUUGAGUAAAAGUUAUGAUUCCAACGCUCAAAGCGAUUUCACAAGCAGAGUUUUUAGAGGCAGAACCGGAGUGCUGAAAUGUCUGCCGAUGGUUCAGUCAGUCACAUUGUGCUGGAAAUGAAGGCAUGUCCUUUUUAUAUAAGAUAAUAACUAACAGCAGAUGUGUUUCCUUCUUAAUUGUUCUUUUUUAUGGUGAAAUUCUCUGGGUUAUUGUUUUUUUUUUUUUUUCAUUGAAAUGGUAAAAUAAAGAUUCACAUGAACUAA